This is a messenger RNA of Myotis daubentonii (Daubenton's bat), 3581 nucleotides long. RefSeq names its product G protein subunit gamma 2 (gene GNG2). The record is from RefSeq and is a predicted model, not a curated record. Gene Ontology annotation, cellular component: heterotrimeric G-protein complex. Gene Ontology annotation, biological process: G protein-coupled receptor signaling pathway. NCBI's taxonomy places the organism in Eukaryota, Metazoa, Chordata, Mammalia, Chiroptera, Vespertilionidae. Gene Ontology annotation, molecular function: G-protein beta-subunit binding.
CGCCGCUGCUACACAUACACACGCAGCCGCCACUCCGUGGGCAGCUCCUACUACUGCCGCUGGGCUGGGCUGGGCUGGGCUGGGCUGGGCGGGCUGCGCGGAGCUCGCUGCUCACAUCGGCGGAGAGAGGAGAGAAGCCACUCUUCUCUGACCACCUCGCAGCCAAGCCAGGAUCGUCCAGGGAGCCUCAGGCUUCGGGCACUGAAAAGGGUGUCUGAAAAACCCACCCGGCACUCCAAUGGCUAGCAACAACACUGCCAGCAUAGCACAAGCCAGGAAGCUGGUGGAACAGCUGAAGAUGGAAGCCAACAUCGACAGGAUAAAGGUAUCCAAGGCAGCUGCGGACUUGAUGGCCUAUUGUGAAGCUCAUGCCAAGGAAGACCCCCUCCUGACUCCUGUUCCGGCUUCAGAGAACCCAUUCAGGGAGAAGAAGUUUUUCUGCGCCAUCCUUUAAGUCUCCAUGAGGAACCUGAAGAGCCCUGGGGCUCCUGGGACACUGAUGUAGAGUUUUUAGCAAAGUGGGCACCUUUCUAGCCCACAGCAUUUAAAUAGAGGGAGGAGAACCACCCCGGAAACUCCAGGCUAUGCAUGUUUAAAGAACUGGUCCCCUUUUUGACAAUGAAAGCCAAUCCACACCCUGAGUUAAGAGCUCUGAUGUCUGCAGAACUGCCUGGAGGAGGGGACUGUGUAAAUUUAAAAUCCGCGUCAUUUCUUUCCUGCUGUCCCUCCCCAAAUGUUCUAUUUCUGCUUCAUAUUUUAAAAAAUCAAAAAAAAAAAUCAAACAGACAGCUGAACUGAGCGAAGAUACGUAUGACCGUCUUGGAAUGAGUAUGGCCUUUAGAUACCCUUUGAUCAGCUGAGUUGUCCGGUGUAACCGAGGUUCGGUUUAAUGGCGUUGAUGUCUAGUCUGUGUGCCUUCCGUUUCCUCUUCUCUUUCUCCCUGACCCUCCCUAUCAACCCUCCCAUUAGAGUAAGACAGAGGUAAGGCUGGACUUGUCUGGGAGACUGAACUCCAAGAAUGUACAGGGAGAUAUUCCCCGUGGUUUAUCCUCAUGGCGAUAACAAAAACAAGGCCGGUUGUCUGUGCUCUCUUAUCACUAUUCCUAACAUUUGUACAUGAUAGCUUUGAUUCUGCAAGUUAAAGUAAAUCAUGUGUUGUGACUGGUGCUUUCAUAUAUUUGUGACAAUUUUUGAGUAAUAUUGCAUGAAAAUGUCCGUGUUAACAUCCAUUCAGAAGUUUUGUUGUUUUUCUCUAACGUUUGGAAAAGGAAUGAGCGAGAAAAGAAGCUGGGAAGGAAAAAAACUCAGUAUCUUGAAAAUUGAGAUUACUUUAGCACCUUAGCCAUGCCUAAAACACCUCCUAGUUUUCCUCUCAGUGUAAAUGCCUCUCCAACACAAUUUCCAGAAUCCAAAGCAUUUGGGUUUUAUCUGGGAUCCAAGGCGUCCCAGAUAAAACCCAAAGCAGGAGAGGUAAGAGUCCAACAUGGUUGGGAGGUGCGUUUGCCAUAGAGUAAGAGUAAAUUCCUUCUUUCCCUGAAUCUCAGAAAUUCUAGAUUAAAAGAACUCCUUCUGUGCUCUUAAGAAAAACCUGGCCCCCUCUUUUUUUCAAGUAUCAGGAGAAAUGAACCCAUGGCACCAGAGAAAACCCAUUCUCAGGAUCCCUGCUGUUUGCCCUCCUGGGAGAAGGGGCGGGUGUGGCCUCAGCAGCCACCUCCACCAGUGAGGGCCUGGCUUCUUUUUCCACUGAGAUGGUCGUUGGGUGCCACUCGCCUAUUUUUUUUUUCCACUAGAAUCUUUUCUUUGUUUUUGUUCUCCAUCUUGUUUGUUAGAGUCUCUCAGUCUUUAUUUACAACUUCCUUGCAGCUAGAGCCCUCUCUUCCCAAGAGGUGGCGUUGAACGUGACUUUUCAUGGCAGCUCUGGCCUCCAUCGGUAAUGGGAGGCCCUGGAAGCCUUUAUCACUUUUUUUCUGUGCCAUCUCCAGACUAAAGAGAGCCUCUUUUACAUCUUCUUGCUUGCUUCAGAAACCCAAAAGACCAUUUCCAAAUUAACUGUAUUCUGCUCUCUUUCCUUACCCCCAUUAAAAAACAAAGAAGGGUGGAGAGGAAGGAAAAGAGAAGAUAAAAAGACUUACCACGCCAAAGACAGAUUUUGAAACAGACUUGGUAAAUAUUUCCCUUAGUUCCUUUUUAUAGGCACGCUGGUAAAAGCAUAAAUGCAUCCGAUUAAAGCUCACACCUGCGGUGGGCAAAGAAAAAACAGAAAUAUUUGUGAAAGGAAUGAAUGCACUUCUGUAACCAGAUCCUUCUGUUCUGUUGAAGCUUUGGGAUUGUGUUAUAGUCAGUAGGACACAGAUGAAGAUUUAGAGAAAAACCCUGGCGGAGUCUGUAUUCAACUGCAUUGUUGUACCAUUAGCUGAGUAAUACUGUGGAAUCAGCGAAAACCAUAUCCAUUUGUAAUAUGAAUCAAAACAUGAACUGAAUAUGUAGUCACAUAAAAACAAGUGUGAAUAAGCACUCUUUGCUGGGGAUGGCAUCCUUAUGAGACCCUGAUGGUUUUCAUAAUCCACACCAUUUAUUUUUCUCAGAAGGACUAUUGAUAUUUUCAUGUAAAUCUAGAUCUUUGGAGCAAUGAAAAUGGAAUGAAAACUCUGGGAAGCACCACAAUUCACAGCUCUGGGAAUUCAAAGUAAAGGAAGUUCCAAACUUCAUGUGACCUUGGUUCCGAAAGGAGAGAGAAGGCAGCAAAUACACAGCCCAUCUAAGUUUAAGGAAAGCGUGUUGGCUUUUUCAUAAUGGCACGCCCCACAGCAUGGAAUUAUAAUACCAGAGUUUUUAUAUGAGUUUUGGCUUAUUGAUAGUUUUACUUAUUAAGGGGGGGGAAAGCUUUUUUUAUUACUUAUGCCUCUGAAGAGCUUUAAUUCUUUUAGAAAUUCAACAAUCAUUUUCACCAGCAUAAUUUUAUCUGAAGGGGAAACUUAGUUUAAUUAUUAAAGGUCCUAGUUUCUGUGUCUAAUGUAUUAGAUAGUAAUGAAAUCUGCCAUAGAAUUAGUUAGCCAGUAACAAUAACGCUCAUAUUUAGUAAAAAAAAAAAAUUAAAAAAAUUGCAUCAUUCUCAAUAUUCACUCCAGUUUCAUUUCUUUCCAUUUUAAACCAAAUACUAUUUUAUUUAAAUCAGAGGUUGUAAAUAAGUACUUUGAUCGGAGGCUAAUUUGCUAACAAUAUUUGAAAGAGAGUGCUUACCAAGGAAAAUUUUUAAACCAUUUCUUCAUACACUCAUUCACAAAUAGAAUCUUGAGAAAUCAGCAUGCUGUCUUAAGGAAUAUUUGUACUCUCUCUCUUUUAAAAAAUAUUUGCUUCUAGCUGCUCCUGGCAAUGGUGAGUUGUUACAUUGUGAAUAUACAGCAAUGUUUUCCCAGCCUAAAAAUUGUUCACAUUUUUCCUACAUAAGAUCCAUGGAAGUGUGUCUUUCAACGAGAGGGAAAUACAGAAAUGUUAAAGCAGGGAAACCUGAAUGCGAUGUGUACAUUUUCAUCCAACAUGGACCAUUUAUUUGUUUUAAUAAAUGGAAUUUUCAGACUCAA